Messenger RNA from Camellia sinensis, 1598 nucleotides. Lineage: Eukaryota; Viridiplantae; Streptophyta; Magnoliopsida; Ericales; Theaceae. The record is from RefSeq and is a predicted model, not a curated record.
CCAGGGUUUCAUCCUUGCUGUUGGAGUCUGGUUCUGUGGUUUGCGAGUGAAGACGACGAAGAGGAGGGUGUUCGGUUGUUACAUUUGCCGGAUUAUAACUAGUUCAAAUCAGUUUUUUUCAACUUUCUGUACGAUUGUAGGAUUGCAUGAUCAAGGAGAUGGAUACCUUUAUGCUAUUGGUGUGUACAUAUGGUUGUAGUACAACUGUAAUAAAUGUUGCCCGCGCAAUGUGUUAUUCUCGUUUGGUGGAGUGUUUGUGUGAGAAAUGGGAUGAGUUGUCUGCUGGUUCUAUUUCAUUGUUCUGUAAACUACCUGGGAUUAAUAAGUGUCAUUUGGACAAUGAGGAAGAAUUUCAGAACAUGGUACUGCUUGCUAAAUCAAUGGGGGUACAACAUGUAGAAGUUGUGGUUGAGUUGAAGGGUGAUAUUGGUCAGUCAAGUAGUUUGGGAUUGCUGCGUGUGGGGGUUGAGGAUGAAAUUGAUGCACUACGGAGAUUUUGCCACCAUAAGGAGAAGGUGUUGUUGUCAGCCCCUUGGGCAAAUGGUAUUACGCAUGUAGGACAACGGUUUGUUGGAGGUGCACAAGAAUUUCGUGACGUUUUAUGUAAGUAUGCCAUCCAAUGUGGGUUUAAGUUCACAUACGUGAAGAACGAGACAACAAGAGUUACUGCUGUGUGUGCGAUGCGGGAGGAGAGGGGGUGUUUGUGGGCUAUACAUUGUAGAGCACAACGAGCAAAUGAUUUUUUCUACAUCAAGAGGUUUAGUGAUGUGCAUACUUGUGGUACGGAUGUUCGAACAUCGAAGAAUCCGCGAGUUAGUUCGGAUUUGGUGUCGAGUACCAUAUUUGAAAUUAUGAGGGACAAGCCGUUGACUCGGGCGUGUGAAGUGGUGACUAUUUUGAAGAGGGAUUAUGGGCUAGAUGUGAGUUACCAUGUCGUAUGGUUGGGUGUGGAGAAAGCAAAGGCUGGUAUCCAUGGAGAUCACUCGUUAUCGUUUGACCAGUUGCGGUGGUAUUCGGAUGCUGUGAUGCGGUACAAUCCGGGGAGUUAUGUCAAUAUUGACUAUGAUGCGAGUAGUCAACAGUUUUGUCGCUUCUUUGUGUCAUUCGCUGCGUGUAUUUCUGGGUUCAAUGCUUGUCGGCCUUUAUUAUUCCUGGAUGGAACAUUCCUCAAAGGAAAGUACAAAGGUCAGCUACUUGCGGCAACGGCGAAAGACGGGAACAAUGGUCUGUUUCCUGUUGCAUUUGCAAUUGUUGAUUCGGAGACCACGGCUAAUUGGUCGUGGUUCUUGCAUGAACUUGGGGGCAUGCGAUAUGGGGAGAUGACAUCCAAUGCGGCGGAGUCAUUUAAUAACUGGAUUAAAGAAGCACAGACAUAUCGUGCAGCCUAUUCGGGAGCCAUAUUCCCUAUACCAUCGGUGGAGAAGCCGCCUUUUGAUCCCACGGACUUUACUAUAUACCCGCCUACCGUGAAAAGACCACCCGGAAGGCCAAAGAAGAAUAGGAUCCCAUCAAGGGGUGAGAAACUGAAGCAAAUAAGGUGCGGGAGAUGUGAUAAGUUGGAGAGCCAUAAUCGAAAAUCAUGCACGGAGCCGAUAUAA